Morchella importuna is the source of this 423-nucleotide messenger RNA. RefSeq lists its product as uncharacterized. The record is from RefSeq and is a predicted model, not a curated record. The coding region runs from base 1 to 423 and encodes 140 amino acids. The transcript has a single exon. NCBI's taxonomy places the organism in Eukaryota, Fungi, Ascomycota, Pezizomycetes, Pezizales, Morchellaceae.
AUGCCUGCCUCUACUACCUCCUCCCAGCCAAUGCCACUUGCCCCAAUCAACACCACUGGGCUCAGGACACGUUCAGAUUCAAACGGCAUGGGGUCUCCCACAUCCCUCAUGUCUAACUUCUCCUCUGGCUCUCCUCUCACAACGGUCUUCACGGAAAGCUCCCAGAUCUCCGGCGAAGAGCCCUCCUCAAUAGCCGCCUCAAUCGCUCCCCUCCUCACCUCGAGCGAAGCGCCAAAGACUACCCGCCCUCACACUCUCCACCACACCCAGACAACCGAGUCCCGCAGAAGCACCGAGUCUGUCGACUCUCAGGCAAGAUCCCUAAGGUUCAACGACUUCAGCCGUGGACGUCACAGCAACUUGUGGCUCUUCCGCGGUUUGUCGGUGAGAGGAACAUUGAGGAAGAUCGUUUCGAAGAAUUAA